Messenger RNA from Rattus rattus (black rat), 928 nucleotides. It is a transcript of the gene Dusp19, whose product is annotated as dual specificity phosphatase 19. NCBI's taxonomy places the organism in Eukaryota, Metazoa, Chordata, Mammalia, Rodentia, Muridae. Gene Ontology annotation, biological process: regulation of MAP kinase activity; protein dephosphorylation. Gene Ontology annotation, cellular component: cytoplasm. Gene Ontology annotation, molecular function: JUN kinase phosphatase activity. The record is from RefSeq and is a predicted model, not a curated record. Bases 103 to 765 code for a protein of 220 amino acids. The transcript is spliced from 4 exons.
AAGUGACUAGUGGCUGACUAGCCCUGCAGCGUGCAGUGCCUUUUUCCUCCCUUCUUUCUUCUUUUUUUUUUUCCUUGCUGCUUUUCCUCCUUCGCUCAUGUAAUGCACUCCCUGAACCAAGAAAUCAAAGCAUUCUCCCGGGAUAAUCUCAGGAAGCAGUGCACCAGGGUGACCACGCUAACUGGAAAGAAACUCAUAGAAACCUGGAAGGAUGCCACAGUUCAUGUUGUGGAAACAGAGACCAGCGGUGGGGGUAGUUGUGGCUAUGUGCAGGACCUUACCUUGGACCUGCAAGUUGGCGUUAUUAAGCCCUGGUUGCUUCUGGGGUCCCAGGAUGCUGCGCAUGAUCUGGAGCUACUGAGAAAGCACAAGGUGACCCAUAUUCUCAACGUCGCGUAUGGAGUUCAGAACGCUUUCCUCAGUGAGUUUACAUAUAAGACCAUUUCUAUACUGGAUGUGCCUGAAACCAAUAUCCUGUCCUAUUUUCCAGAAUGUUUUGAGUUUAUUGAGCAAGCAAAACUGAAGGAUGGCGUGGUUCUCGUCCACUGUAACGCAGGGAUUUCCAGGGCUGCUGCGGUUGUCAUCGGCUUCCUCAUGAGUUCUGAAGAACUUGCUUUCACCAGUGCUUUGUCGUUGGUGAAAGAGGCAAGACCAUCCAUAUGUCCGAAUCCUGGCUUCAUGGAACAACUCCGCACCUACCGAAUAGGCAAAGAGAGCAAUGGAGGUGACCAAGUGCCCGCAGUGGCCACGGACCAUGGUCCGUGAUCUGUACUCUAGCGGAGGCAAACUACUUACGCAUCUGCCUCUGCCCUCUUGCCUGUGUUUUGGACGGUAACUUGUAAAGCUUCCCUUUUCUGUUGUCUUUUACCAGUGGAAAUGGAAGCUACGUUUGUCGACCAGAAUUAAUACAUUUUUACAUUUUACCUUU